Messenger RNA from Cadophora gregata, 2601 nucleotides. RefSeq lists its product as uncharacterized. Bases 405 to 2435 code for a protein of 676 amino acids. Gene Ontology annotation, biological process: carbohydrate metabolic process. The record is from RefSeq and is a predicted model, not a curated record. Lineage: Eukaryota; Fungi; Ascomycota; Leotiomycetes; Helotiales; Ploettnerulaceae. The transcript is spliced from 2 exons.
ACACUCCUCGACUGCGAAACGUCGCAGCGGGGAAAUAUGACUUUGAUUGGGCUGAUCCCCGCACAUACUUGGCAUUUCCCCAGCCCCGCCUGCCCACAUCCUGCAGAUGUUUGUGGCGGCGGAUCAUGUUCCCCCACUCUUUCCAAAUCAACUUUCAUGCCCGAGUAUUCGGACGCGGGAUAUUAAUUUCUACCAAUUUUUUUUGGGUCGAGGGCCAAGUUCUAUGUGGUUAAAACAAUGGAUAAGCUAUUGUCAUGGUGGUCAAGAGAGGUAGACUCGGUGCAGAAGGUACCGACCUACAUUAGAGCAACUAGGAUGCAAAGCUGGACUUGAACGGACUUCCCUUUUUCACAAAGUAAUAUUUACAUCUUUUCUGUCUAGAUCAGAAUUCAUUGCCAACUAUCAUGAGAAAGUCACCAUCAACUGAAGGCUUCCAGCCAGCCUUCCCUGGUCCUUGGGACCGAUACAAUUUCUCACCAGAAUCCAGGACUCAGUACCCCGUCCGUAUAUUCCGUACGACUGGUCAUGUCGAAAGCGAAACGAAGUUGUUGGACUUUCAAAGCACAAUCAUCCGCGCUUUGCCGGCCACUAACGGUCAUAUAUCUGGUGACCUAUACUCUUCCAUCACUCUUGACUUCGGGAAGGAAGUAUGUGGGCCAGUAACGAUCCGAAGCGGCCCAGCAUCGACUCGUCAAACUGUUGCCUUUGCAUACGCCGAAAGCUCGCAGUGGGUUGGUUUUGACAGUGACGAUGCAUCUUCCUUGCGACCUUCCGUGUCCGACGGGCAUUUCGAAUUUCAAGUUGGACCGAACGAGACAUACGAAGUUCCAUUGGAGAAGCAAAGAGGUGGCUAUCGGUACCUGACUAUCUUUUCAAAGACAACGGAUGCGAUUCUGGAUAUCAAAGAAGUUUCGGCACGCUUUACUUCGAUGCCUCACUGGGAAAAUCUGAGAGCCUAUCCGUCAUAUUUUCAUUGCAACGACGAGCUUCUCAAUCGCCUAUGGUAUGCAUCUGCGUAUACCAAUCAGCUUUCCACACUAGCGAAGGAUCAGUCACGUCGAUGCGAACUCGACUCUGGAUGGUUGAAUAAUGCUGUCUGCUGCACGUCUGGCGAGACGGUCAUCACAGACGCUCCUCGAAGAGAUCGUACGGUAUGGGCUGGAGACUUGGCCAUUGUUCUCUGGUCUCAAUUCGCGACUAUUGGGGACUCUAUCUCUAUGCGCAAUGCCUUAGAUACGCUCUUCGAUGUACAGAGCGAAAAGGGGCAGUUUCCUUGGGCCGGGCCGCCUAUCUGUCAUGACUCCGUCAGUGACCUCGCAAAGUCAGAAGAGUGGCCCUAUAUGUCCGAUUCUUACCAUCUUUGGACUAUACUUGUUACAAGACAUUUUUAUCACUUGACUGGUGACCUGACAUGGCUGAAGAGCAAAUGGCGUAGCAUCAUGCUGGGAAUGGAGCUGGCGACUUCCAGGUUUCGACGUCUAGAGGGACUUUACUAUUGUGCAGGAAUCUUAGACUGGGGCCGUAGCUCAGUGCAAGGAUACAAUCUGUCUUGCAACAUUCUCUUCCACGAGACUCUUGUCAACAUGGCACCUCUAGCUCAACUUUUUGGCAAUGCGGACGCUUCCAGAGAGUGGCUAGCAAUGGCUGAGACCCUCAAGGCAAAUUUGGAGGAGUUCUGGGAUCCAAUCGAGGGACUCUAUGUUGACAACUUGAACGACCACAGCCUGCAUCCGCAGGAUGGAAAUUCGUUGGCUUGCUGGUUCGGCAUUGCGGACACUGAUCGAGCUAGUACCAUCACAACAAAUCUUAAGAAGAGAUGGGGUCCUUACGGUCCGAUCAAUCCUGAAUGCUCCGGACCUGUUUCUCCAUUUAUUUCAGGCUUCGAACUGCAGGCUCUUGUACGUGCCAACAAGAUGAACGAUGCUCUCCAAAUGAUCCGUACUGCUUGGGGCUGGAUGAUCAACAAUCCAGCCAGCACUAACAGCACGAUGCUGGAAGCUUGGGGAGGAGACGGCCAGCUAACUUAUCCAUUCUACAAAGAUAAGCCUAGUUUCAUAUCUCACUGUCAUCCUUUCUCCACAGGACCAGUUUUAGUGAUGACUUUCGAGCUGCUUGGUCUUAAUAUCACAGAAGCUGGAGGUACCGCGUGGGAGUUCAGACCAACGCCAGGGGAUUUGGAACACUGUGAAGGUGGUUUCACGGGUGUACAUGGCAAGUACUCGGCUGGAUGGAGGAAGGAGAGGAAGAAUGGUAGUAUUGUAUUCACUUGCUGGGUGGAAGCUCCAGUGGGGACGACUGGAAGAGUGAGACGACCGAAUGGAAUCGGACAGACUGUGUCAGCGAAUGGGCACAAUAUCAAGAGCUCAUCCUCUGAUGGUUACCAGUGGAUUGAUAGCGUAAAGGGGGGCAGACGCCAUGAAUUUGUAAUUGUGUAAUCUAUAUUCGCGAAAACUGAAUAUCAAUUCUUUACAGUAACAUUUACUAAAUCCACCAAAGCACCACGUGCGUUGAAUUUAUAUACUCUAUUGAUCUUCACGUUGUUUUUUACUGCCAAGAGGUGAUCAAAGUGACGAAUAUUGCAGACGACAUGUCCAAUUGAUC